AUGAAGAAGACAAUGCUGUUUGUGCUCACUCUCUCAGGGCUGACUGCUCCGUCGACCAGCGUCAUGAGAGAGUACCACUAUGUAAAGAUGUUGAAGACCUGGACCGAAGCUCAGAGUUACUGCAGAGAGAAGUUCACUGACCUUGCAGCUGUAGAAAAUCAAAGUGACAACGACAGUCUGCUGAGUGUGUUGCAGAGCCUUGGGGACUACGCAUGGAUAGGGCUUUAUGAUAAGACGGCAGGAUGGAAGUGGGCACUGGGAGAUGCAGACUUCAAUAAUGAGUACAAAAAAGGUCCUUCAAAGUACAUUUUAGUGGAAGCCCCAAUGACUUGGGACGAGGCGAGAACAUACUGUAGGUCCAGGUACACGGACCUCGUUAGUGUGAGGAACCAGUCUGAGAACAAUCAAAUCAAAUCACUGCUGACAACGAAGACCUGGUUGGGUCUCCACAGAAAGAUCUGGGCUUACUGGAAUGUGGUCAAAUGA
Messenger RNA from Pseudoliparis swirei, 486 nucleotides. RefSeq names its product L-selectin-like. NCBI's taxonomy places the organism in Eukaryota, Metazoa, Chordata, Actinopteri, Perciformes, Liparidae. The transcript has 4 exons. Bases 1 to 486 code for a protein of 161 amino acids. The record is from RefSeq and is a predicted model, not a curated record.